GUACAAAUAUUCUUGGCAAUCUUGUGUCUAUUUCGCUUUCUGAGAAUGAUAUUUCUGGGUUCUCCUAUCUCUAUUAUCAUUUCAAAGUUAAGCCACAAAUGAGUUACAAAAUUAAUUUUCUUCUUUAGAGAUUAAAAACAUUCAUUGAUCACUCUCUAUUCGUUAUUACAUUUGGAAAUGGUGUUGCAGUGGCGAUCAUACACCAUCUGUACACACAUAUUUAGUUUGUCUAAAUACUACGUUGACAUUAUCACUUAACAACAAAAUAAACUAAACACUAGCCGGCUUUAAUAUUUUAAAAAUAAACAACUGUAUUUGAUUCUCCCUUAUCUCGCUCAGCUUGUGGUGGUCGAUGAUUGGCGAAAAUUUUCCAAAAAAAAAAAAGAGAGAUACGACGACGAAAUGAGAUAAACUCUAAAUUUCAAGCAGUCCGAAUGAUCCUCGAUAACUACUUAAGAGCUGCUGCUGGUGUCCGAUGGUUGUUAGUAUUCAAAAGAUAUUCGUAGAAGAAACACACAAAAAGUAGGAGAAGAAAAACGAAACGGAACGGAAUGGCGGCUAACCUGGGAGGAACUGUUUACAAUGCAGCGGAGAAAAUCUGGUGUGGACCGAAAUGCAAAGAAAUCUAUAGCCGUGACAUGACUGUGGGCGAGGCCAUUGUAAUGCAAUUGCGUAGAACUCCCCAGAAAGUGAUACAAAUUAUCGAGUCUACCGGGGAGACGCUGACGGCUCAAGAAUUUCUAAAUUACAGUAUGGCAUUGGCGAAAAAUAUUCUCGAAAUGGGCGUAGACGCCGGGGAUAUUGUGGGCGUCUAUGCCAAACAUUCGCUGCAUUUGGGCACAGUUAUGUUGGCGGCCUUUUUGUGUGGCACUCCGGUGCAUGGAGUGUUUCAUGGUUUUGAAAAAGAUACCAUAACAAAACUCUAUGAAACCACCAGGCCAAAGCUUAUCUUCUGCGAUGAGGAAAACUAUAAUAAGGUGCUUUAUGUAAUGGAGACGUUGAAAUUAAAUGCCAAAAUUGUGUUGAUGACUGGUAGUUUAAAGGGUAUCUUAAAUAUCAAGGAUUUGGUGACUUAUCGUAAGGAUAUUGGUGAUAUUUCAAGUUUUCCCUGCACCAAAUUGUCCAGUGCUGACACGGCAGCCAUAUUGUGUUCAUCUGGUACAACGGGCACACCAAAGGGAGUGAUGUGCUCACAUCAAUCAAUGCUGCACAAUCUUCUAUAUCUCACCGCCACCAUGGACUCGGUAUUGAUGUGUUUCAGUACCAUGUACUGGGCAUCGGGUGUUAUGAAUCUGGUACAAAGUUUAUUAUAUUCAACGCUGCGCAUCGUUCCCGAUCGUGCAUAUAGUCCGGAAUAUUUUCUCGAAUUAGUGGAACGUUACAAGGUUACUCACAUCUUUGCAACUGGAGCCCAAAUGGCAGAUUUAGUUUUGAAUACGGAUAAAGAGAAAGCCCGAUCUGCCCUCAAAUCUAUUGAUACCUUGAUGGCUGGCGGUGCCAAAGUUCCACAGGCCAUACAAGAACAAAUGUUUGAAAUCCUCGGUGAUAAUACCAAGCGUCCCGGUUUCACAAUUGGUUAUGGUUUAUCCGAGAUAAUGGGUGGUGUUAGCCUCAAUGGUGGUUAUCCGUUUGAGUUUAAGCCAGAUUCGGAGGGUAAAUUAUGGAUCAACAGAGAGGCAUGUAUUGUGGGUGAGAAUGGCCAACGUUUGGGUCCCAAUGAAACGGGAGAAGUUUAUGUUCACAGCCCCUAUACAUGGUUGGGUUAUUACAAAAAUCCCGAAGCUACAGACCAAGCCAAGCACGGUAAGUGGAUAAGGACUGGAGAUGUGGGUUACUUUGACAACGAGGGCUUUCUACAUUUGAUUGGACGUGCCAAAGAAAUGUUCAAAUGGAAGAAUUUCCAAAUAUGUCCCCAGCCCAUAGAAGAGGUACUACAGCGCAUACCCGGAGUAGCCGAAGUCUGUGUAUUUCCCAUUCCCGAUCUGGUGGCUGAAAAUUUGGCAGCCUGUGCCAUUGUAAGGACCAAGGAUGUCGAAGGCAAUCAACUGACCGCCCAAAUGGUGAAUGAGGUCAUCGAAAGGGAAAUGGACAGUUUCUAUCAUCUACGUGGUGGGGUCUAUUUUGUGGACGCUCUGCCGCGCACCGACACCGGCAAAGUACAACGGCUGAAAAUGUCUCAAAUUAUUGGAGAAAUUGAUAGAUAAAUGGCAUACUACUUAGUUUAUAAAUUUAAUAGAAUAACUGAUUAUAUUUUAAGUAACUAUGAAAAUAUUCGAUAAGAUCGUUAUUAUGAAACAGAUAUAUUUGUAUUGGUUGUCUAUUUUUAUUUUUUGAAGUUCCCAUUGUUACCAGGCCGAUGCAAAUGAAUUAUGAGGAGUUCCUCAUUAUGAUAACACUUCAAGGGUUGCGAUAAGAACUCUUGGUGAGACAUGUGAAUUGAGAGUAAUCACAGCGUCUGAAGUUUAUUUUUCGAGUGGCAAAAGGCCGAAUGUUAUCAGACCACAUAUGCAUAUUAUUAGUUUGAAAGUGGAAAGCACUUAUGAAAAAGAGAACUAAUUUUAUUGAAAAAAUAA
Messenger RNA from Musca domestica (house fly), 2573 nucleotides. RefSeq lists its product as uncharacterized. The transcript is spliced from 3 exons. NCBI's taxonomy places the organism in Eukaryota, Metazoa, Arthropoda, Insecta, Diptera, Muscidae. The coding region runs from base 552 to 2204 and encodes 550 amino acids. Gene Ontology annotation, molecular function: long-chain fatty acid-CoA ligase activity. Gene Ontology annotation, biological process: fatty-acyl-CoA biosynthetic process; long-chain fatty acid metabolic process. The record is from RefSeq and is a predicted model, not a curated record.